UGGAGGAUGUAGGAAACUGCUAUUUGUAAGGAAAAGCGUUAUUGCUGAGCAACUGAGAGAAGACCAACGUAUAUAGGCUACUAGGUCUGGGAACCGAGAUCAGUGUACAGUUCCAUUGGAUAUUGCAAGCCUCCACCAUAAAAGACAAGAGAAAUAGAGCAGUAAAUAAAAGGAUGACAUAUGGUUGGAGUGAGUAGCGUAGCAGAGAUGAGUCUCACAUCAUGGUUCCUGGUGAGCAGCGGGGGCACUCGUCGCCGUCUGCCCCUGGAGAUGAUCUUCGUCGGCCGAGACGACUGCGAGCUCAUGCUGCAGUCGCGGAGUGUUGACAAGCAGCAUGCGGUCAUCAACUAUGAGGUGACCAGCGAUGAGCACAAAGUCAAGGACCUGGGCAGCCUGAACGGGACAUUUGUGAAUGAUGUCCGAAUUCAGGAGCAGAUGUAUGUCACUUUAAAGAUUGAUGACAAGCUGAGGUUUGGAUAUGAUAUCCUUUCAAUCAUUCAGUCCUUAACAUUUCAAUGA
Molecule: messenger RNA, 519 nt
Organism: Oncorhynchus masou masou (cherry salmon)
Lineage: Eukaryota; Metazoa; Chordata; Actinopteri; Salmoniformes; Salmonidae
Product: centrosomal protein of 170 kDa-like
Exons: 4
Coding region: 181-519 (112 amino acids)
Cellular component (GO): centriole
Molecular function (GO): protein binding
Source: RefSeq, a predicted model, not a curated record